Molecule: messenger RNA, 2241 nt
Organism: Actinia tenebrosa (Australian red waratah sea anemone)
Lineage: Eukaryota; Metazoa; Cnidaria; Anthozoa; Actiniaria; Actiniidae
Product: transmembrane emp24 domain-containing protein
Source: RefSeq, a predicted model, not a curated record
UCUAAAUCGACGUGGCGCUUUGGACAAAAGAUACAAAGUUUUACGCCGGAUUUUAACCCGAUAUUUUCCUUUUAAUCGUCCAAAAUGACAACGAUAAACAUACUCUACUGUUGCGUAUCAUUUCUCUUCCUAUUAAGAUCUUCGUAUUGUUAUUUUAUUACGAUCGAUGCACAUGGAGAGGAAUGCUUUCACGAUAGAGUUACCUCGGGUACAAAGAUGGGUCUUAUUUUUGAGGUAGCAGAAGGUGGUUUUCUAGACAUCGAUGUGAAGAUAAUAGGACCUGAUCAAAAAGUUAUCUACUCAGGAGAAAGAGAAACUAAUGGAAAAUAUACAUUUGCUGCACAUAUGGAUGGAGUAUACAAUUAUUGCUUCAGUAACAAAAUGUCUACCAUGACUCCUAAGAUAGUUAAGUUUUCAAUGGACAUUGGUGAAGCACCAAAAGACACCAGCAAAGAUGACAAUGCAAGUCAUGAUAAGUUGAGUGAAAUGGUAGGACAAUUGGGUGAAGCCAUGACAGGAGUUAAACAUGAACAGGAAUACAUGGAAGUAAGAGAAAGGAUUCACCGAUCAAUUAACGACAACACCAACAGCCGUGUAGUAUGGUGGUCGUUCUUUGAAUCCCUCGUUCUUGUAGCAAUGACCCUUGGACAAGUCUACUAUCUCAAAAGAUUUUUCGAAGUACGAAGAGUGGUCUAAAUUGGAGAAAAUACUCUUUCAUAGCCAAUAAGAAAUAUAGUCCAAGAUCUCAUCCUUAGAGACCCAGUCACCCUAGAUCUCUGAGAAUGAAAUGUCUGAUUUGGUGAUAUCAUCAUCGUCGUCGUCAUCAUCAUCAUAAAAACUUGUUGGCAUUAGUCAUCAUCAAGACUGGCGUCAACUGAAAGCUUUUCAAAGUCUUGCAGUAUUCCCUACAUGAAAUCAAUGACUAACCUUCGCCUAUUUAGCUUUUUCUCAAAUGGUUUUAAAUUUAUUUAGUAUUGUCUUUGAAAUGUAACAAGCUUGAUGUUGUGUUACAUUCCAUACCUCCAGAAAUAUUUCUUAUUACAUAUACUUUCUAAGGCCCUGUCCACACUAUGCCGGAUAAAUUUGAAUCCGAAUUUUUACUUAUUCGGUUAGGCCUACUGUCCACACUAGUCAGGGCGAAUCAGGAACACAUGCUGACAUGAAGCGUGAUGUGCAAUACAGUGUUCUUGCUGCCUCUGAUUGGACUAGUGUGGAUGCAAAACAUUUGAUCUGUUUUCAAGUGUGGAUGGAAAACUUUUUUUUUAGUUUCGGUGUGAAAGUUGUGGAAACAAAAUUUAUCCGGCAUAGUGUGGACGGGGCCUAAGAUUUCUCUUGUUUUCUAUAUUCCAAAAUCUGUGACUCUGGUAAUAUUUAUACACUGUAUAAUGAACAUGUGGUAAUAUUCAUUGUCUAUGAUUGGUCUGUAUGGUAUCAAUAGUCUCAAAUUCAAAACAUCUUUUUCUUUAUUUUAAAUUUUUCUUUACAGUGCAACUACUCAACCUAAGGCCACCCAAACAAAUUUAUUUAGUGCCAUGGUCCAAGUAGUCGUACUGUAAUACUUUUAAGUAUAAAAAGCUAUGCAACCAGGGCUUGAAAUAACGACCAGACAUCCCGCCAGAACUGGGACUUGUCCGGUCAAAUCUUCACCUUGCUGGUCAUUUUGACCUGUAACGUUUAGCCAGAAAUGAGGUAGAACUAAGCUAAUUUCACCUGUGAUCAUGACUGGCGACUGAUAGACCAUUAUUUUAAUAUCUGUGCAACCAACUUAAGAACUGAAUAUUGAUUUCAAACUUGGGUAUAACAUUAAACAAACAUCUAGGGUGUAGAAAACUGUUAUGGACUGCAUUAGUAUAAAGACUGUAUAAAAAUAAUAAAUGUAUGUUGAAAAUAAGAGGAAAACAAUAUUCAACUUUACAAGAGUCUUGAAACACCAGUAAGGCUGAGUAUCGUUAUCCUUUUGAGUAAAAAUUGACUUUAUCGUGACAUAAAAGAAGAUUAUGUCCAAGCAACUCUAGAACGUUUAUCUUGCUAUUGACUUCUAGGAAAGAUUUGGUGAAAACCGUGUGAAAUAUCUUAUCGAUACUUCAUUUUCUGGUAUUACGGAUUGGGCAAUUGUUGUAUCUGCUUUAGUUUUAAAGUAUUGACGUUAGUACAUGCUUUAUUUAAUUUGGAUCUGACAUUUCUAUGUUUCAGAUACGUAAAUUCUUUAACAAAUUUUAUUAAAUAUGACUGACAAACUGA